This is a messenger RNA of Lycium ferocissimum, 1651 nucleotides long. RefSeq names its product probable cellulose synthase A catalytic subunit 8 [UDP-forming]. The record is from RefSeq and is a predicted model, not a curated record. Gene Ontology annotation, cellular component: trans-Golgi network; plasma membrane. Gene Ontology annotation, biological process: cellulose biosynthetic process; plant-type primary cell wall biogenesis. Gene Ontology annotation, molecular function: cellulose synthase (UDP-forming) activity. Lineage: Eukaryota; Viridiplantae; Streptophyta; Magnoliopsida; Solanales; Solanaceae.
UCGAAACCAAUCGAAAUGGUGAUAGUACAUCCACUUGUACUAUUGAGUAUUGUAGACCAUUACAAUAGAGUUGCAAGAGAUACAAGGAACUUGUUGUUGGAGUUUUGCUUGGAACUUCAUUUAAAGGCAUUGUUGAUGUUACUAAUAGCUAUGCAGUGCCCUUUGAGGAGGAUGACAGGGAUCCAAGUAUCUCCAAGUAUCUGGUUUCUUGACCAUAACUAUCAUGAGUCUAUGUUUUCCAUGUUCCGAAGGAUAAACGGUGCUGGAUUUGACGAUGAGAAGUCACUUCUCAUGUCACAAAUGAGCCUGGAGAAGAGAUUUGGACAAUCGGCUGUUUUUGUUGCUUCGACACUCAUGGAGAAUGGUGGUGUUCCUCAAUCUACUACACCGGAGACCCUUUUGAAAGAGGCUCAAAUGUUAUCAGGUUAGCUCAGAAUGAUUGGAUGGAUCUAUGGUUCUGUCACAGAGGAUAUUCUUACUGGAUUUAAGAUGCAUGCCCGUGGUUGGCGAUCUAUCUACUGUAUGCCCAAGAGACCCGCCUUCAAAGGGUCAGCUCCUAUUAAUCUUUCAGAUCGUCUGAACCAAGUGCUUCGAUGGGCUUUAGGUUCAGUGGAAAUUCUUUUCAGUAGGCAUUGUCCUAUAUGGUACGGAUACAGUGGACGGUUGAAGUGGCUGGAGAGAUUCGCAUAUGUCAACACCACCAUUUAUCCAGUCACUGCCAUUCCACUUCUUAUAUACUGCACGCUUCCAGCUAUCUGUCUACUUACUGGGAAAUUCAUUAUCCCUCAGAUUAGUAACCUGGCUAGCAUCUGGUUUAUAUCUCUCUCUUCCAUUUUUGCUACUGGUAUUCUGGAGAUGAGAUGGAGUGGUGUUGGAAUUGAUGAAUGGUGGAGAAAUGAACAGUUUUGGGUCAUUGGUGGUGUGUCUGCUCACCUGUUUGCUGUCUUCCAAGGGUUGCUCAAAGUGCUUGCCGGUAUUGAUACCAACUUUACUGUCACAUCCAAGGCAUCGGAUGAAGAUGGGGACUUUGCCGAACUCUACUUGUUCAAAUGGACAACUCUUCUUAUACCCCCGACUACUCUCCUCAUUGUAAACCUGGUAGGAGUUGUAGCCGGCAUCUCAUAUGCCAUCAACAGUGGUUACCAAUCAUGGGGUCCACUCUUUGGUAAAUUAUUCUUUGCUUUCUGGGUGAUUGUUCACCUUUACCCCUUCCUCAAAGGUCUCAUGGGUCGUCAGAACCGGACACCCACCAUCGUGGUCGUGUGGUCUAUUCUUCUGGCCUCCAUUUUCUCUUUGCUAUGGGUGCGAAUUGAUCCCUUCACUACAAGAGUUACUGGACCAGAUGUUCAGGCGUGUGGUAUCAAUUGCUAGAAAAAAAUCUCAAGUUUUGCAUGCAAAGCAAAUAACUAGCCUGAAGGUGACUGAAGUAUCGAUGUAAUCAACCAUGCAAAAAUGAGUUCAAGAUGCUCUCUAGCAACGUAAUCUCUCAUGUUUUUCAUCCGAACUUGGGUGUGUGCUUGUUUUUUGUCCAUGUGAAGUUUAGUUUAUUUUGUGCAGAAUUUAGCCAUGUAAAAGUUCCUCAUCGAUGCAAGAUCAAACAAGAGACACCAAGAUCAAAAUUUGCUCCCUGUUUUAGGUUUUAUUCCCAGAA